Molecule: messenger RNA, 1700 nt
Organism: Onychostoma macrolepis
Lineage: Eukaryota; Metazoa; Chordata; Actinopteri; Cypriniformes; Cyprinidae
Product: testis-expressed protein 26-like
Exons: 7
Coding region: 436-1242 (268 amino acids)
Cellular component (GO): cytoplasm
Source: RefSeq, a predicted model, not a curated record
UUCGCUCAAAAAUGCAUUGUAUACGUGGAACCUUGAUUUCAGUGUGCCGUUUACGAACAUUUUGGCCGCUUAACAUUGUCAGCGAGUCUUUGGCUUUGCGAGCGUAACCUGAAAAGACCCCCUCGGAGCCUCAGUUAACACUCGCGCGCGCGUUGUUGUGCGUUUCCUAUAACAACAUCAGCAUAGACUACAGAUAACCUCGGAUAGGCAUUAGCAAUUCAGAUCAACAAGUGAAAACUUUUCCAAAGAAUUUAAGGAACAUCACAACAGGUGCGUCCAAAGUAAAUGCGCAAGAUUCCUAGCAGACCGAUCCUCUUCGCACAGAUCUGUAAGACGACGGAGCUCCCUGUGAAGACAACACGUGAAACAUCAGAUAAGCAGAUCCUGGACACUUUAUUGUCGUUUGGACAACAGUAGAAAUCUGUCAAGACAACCAUGGCAAAUUAUGAUGUUAACAGAAGAUGGGAACCAUAUGAGACCUCUCAUAAAAGAGAUUUCAUCUAUAGACCCAUCUCAUCUAUUCCAACUCUAAGGCCAAAAACAUCUGGCAAUAUCUAUAGAAAUUCAUACACACUGGAUGAUCCGGUGGGAUCAACUGCAUACAAUGAAGAUUUCUGCUGGAAGCCUGUGUCAAAGACUGCUUGCAUAAGGUCUGCCACAGCAUCAGGAAACCGAAGAAACAAUCCACACCCAAGCCAGGCAUUCAUUGUAUGGAGGCAUUCUGCAGAUCAAAUGAAAUGUUUUAGUGGUAGAUCCCCUCUUCAGCACCCUUUGACUGAGAAGGAAAUCCAAAAGGCUCUGAGUGCCCAGUACAGGUCGACCUACAGGACUGACUUUCUUGGAUUGCCUCAAGGAAUGAUGAAAAACCAUGCGAUCUUUACAGCUUUUAACCGUAGCCAUGCUGUCCACAACUAUACCCAGACUGAAAUGAGACACAACUACUGCCCACCCAAACUGAAACUUGAGCUUCUGGGGAACAACUCUCGCUAUGGGUGCAAUAAGCUGCAUGGUGUAGCAGCGAGGGGUAUUGUUCCUACAGUGAUUCACAGUCACAUCAAUAACCUGGAAAACAGCAAACUGGAGACCACCUACAAUAAACAUUUUGGAGAAAAGAAGGAUGUGAAAGCAUUGCACAUAACCAGCCACUCUGCCGAUGGAUAUAAGGUGAAGAAGAAGAAUGGUUUAUUGGUGCAAACCCCUUCCACACUGGAAAGGAUGUCAGCUUGGCCUGGACCUUUAUAAAGAUGCCAUUUUGAAGCAUAAAAAGCUAUUUGAAUAUGUGUGCAUUUUUUAGGCUUCUGAUUUUCUUCCAAAAGAACGUACAUUGCUACUUUUAUGAAACGGCCUUUAUGCGUCUUCGAAUGGUGUGCUUAAUAAAACACUGAAAGUAAACUGAUAAUAGGCAUAAAUCAUUUUUUACUAUAUGCAGUUCAUUUUUCUGGGAUUUGUUCAAGCCUCAUUUGGCAAAAACAGAUACAUAAAAUUGUUCAUUAUUUGUCUCUUGGGAAUAAUAAAUCUCUUAAGGGUUUAUUGGUUCUAAGAAUAGAUAUUUUAAGUUUUCCUUCAAAGUAAGUAGCACAGAUAUCUCACUGAUUAAGUCUAAAUUUACUGAAAAACUAAGACUUGAAGAGUUUAGAAGAAAAUAUAUUUUUUUAACAUGAUCAAAUUUGGUAUUAGAUGUGGCUCUCGGCACCAUUAUA